Leptidea sinapis is the source of this 1033-nucleotide messenger RNA. RefSeq names its product rRNA N6-adenosine-methyltransferase METTL5 (gene Mettl5). Gene Ontology annotation, molecular function: rRNA (adenine-N6-)-methyltransferase activity; nucleic acid binding. The transcript is spliced from 4 exons. The record is from RefSeq and is a predicted model, not a curated record. Bases 9 to 677 code for a protein of 222 amino acids. Lineage: Eukaryota; Metazoa; Arthropoda; Insecta; Lepidoptera; Pieridae. Gene Ontology annotation, biological process: rRNA methylation.
AUGAAGUGAUGAGUGCUGUUAUGAAGUUGAAGGUGAUAGAAGGACAUUUGGGUUCACUUUCUGGAUUCUCUAAGCCCAAAAUUAAAUAUGAACAAUAUGAAACACCAGCUCAUAUUGCUGCAAUUGCACUUUAUACAAUACAGACUCAAUUUGAGUCCCUGGAAAAUAAGCUAGUAUUGGAUGCAGGUUGCGGACCUGGUAUGCUUUCUGUGGGGGUGUCUCUCCUUGGAGCUGCUGCCGUUAUUGCAGUAGAUAUUGAUUAUGAAGCUCUUCAAAUUCUGAACCAAAAUAUUGAAGAAACAGAAACCACCAAUAUAGAUGCUAUUCAAUGUGAUUUUCUUGAUUCUGAGAUGUAUAGGUGGAAUAAUUGUUUCGACACUGUUGUAAUGAAUCCUCCAUUUGGUACAAAGAACAAUGCAGGAAUGGAUAUGAAGUUUUUGAAAAUGGGUCUCAACCUAAGUUCUGAUUGUGUUUACUCACUACACAAAUCGUCCACCAGGUAUAUAAGUGUGUUAUUAUUGCACAGGUCUCACAUAGAAAAAAAAGUUAGAGAAUGGGGUGUUAAAGGCGAGGUGAUAGCAGAGCUCCGAUACAAUCUAGAAUCUUCUUACAAGUUCCACAAACAUAAGUCUAAGGACAUAGCUGUUGACUUAUGGCGACUUUUUCACCCAUCAUGAUGUUGUAUAAAAAACUAUUAAUAUAUGUAUAGAUAAAUUUAAAAAAGUCUGUACAUUUACGGUCGUUUUUAGUAACCUAUCUAUUCUUAGUUUAACCUAUUACUUAGAGGUAAACAAAUCUAUCCUUUAACACUUACAUUUCAAUAACCUAUAAUAAAGCAUUAGACUAUAACUAUAUUGGACAUAACUAUGGAUAGAUAAGAUCUUGUCAUUAAACGGUGACAGCAAUGUAUCCGUAACUAGAGACACGUUAUUGAAAACCGUUAAAUGAUCGGGGGUGUUUCUCGUCUAUGGGCAGGAAAAUUUCUGAGUUUUGUUAUAAUAAAACCAAAUGAAAAAGUAUAAUUUAUUGAUAA